Messenger RNA from Anopheles coustani, 4032 nucleotides. Its product is annotated as calcium-activated chloride channel regulator 1-like. Lineage: Eukaryota; Metazoa; Arthropoda; Insecta; Diptera; Culicidae. The transcript has 3 exons. The record is from RefSeq and is a predicted model, not a curated record. Bases 1 to 4032 code for a protein of 1343 amino acids.
AUGGUUAGAACAUUAGCUUUUCCGCUUCCGCUGCUGCUCGUGGCGGCCAUGUUGGGCCUCGGUGUGCCGCUUGCCAACGGUGCAUCAUCGAUCACGGUGGAAAAGUCGGCGUACAAAAACGUUGUCAUCGAGAUCAGGGAUAACGUGCCGGUGGACAACUGCCAAACGAUACUGCAGAAUCUAGAGAUCAUGCUAACGUCGGCUUCGCAGUACCUGUUCAAUGCGCUCGAUAGCCGCGUGUACUUCGGCGAGGUGUCGGUGAUACUGCCGAACCACUGGCCGCAGUCCUGCAUCCCGUACAAUCAGACGCGAACGUCGGCGAGCGGCGAAACGGCCGACGUAACGAUCCGGCCGCAAACGAAGGCGGAACCAUCGAUCUGGACGCAGCAGUACGCCGGCUGCGGGGAGGCGGGCGAGCAGAUCUACAUCGACCCGGACAUUCUGGGGCGGGAAACGAUCUGGCGGGAGUUUAUCCGCGAGUGGGCCAAGUACCGCUACGGAGUGUUCGAUGAGAUCGGGUACGAUCGGGAUCCGGUGUAUCCGCGGUGUUACAUCAACGACGAGCACAAGGUGAAGCUGACCGGCUGUUCCGACGCACCGGUGAACGAUGAGGGACUCUGCGGCAGUCCUUCGUCUCCAGUGCCCGUUCCGUACAACAUCAGUCGCAUCUUGGACCCAAAUGCACGCACCAGUAUCAUGUUCGCGGCGGAAUCGAAGAGUGUUACCAUGUUCUGCGACGAAGGCACUCACAAUCGGUACGCACCGACCAAGCACAACCAGCUUUGCGACCGCCGUAGCACGUACGAUGUCAUCCUCAAGCAUUCCGACUUUGCGCCUCAGAACCAGAUGGAGUUCAACCCGUCGGUGAUCAUCAACACGGUGCCAAAGUUUAGCUACAAAUCGCGCAAGCUCACUCGCUACGUGAUCGUGAUCGGUCAGACGUUUGUGAUGCGCGAGCGGGAAACUUGGAGCUUCCUACGCCGAGCUAUUCGGAAGUGGAUCGUCUAUGACCUACCGGCGACGAAGACUGAGAUCGGAAUCGCGCUAGCGAACGACACGGCCACGUACGACAUGCUACCGAUCACUUCACUGCAGAUCGAGAAGAACAAGGACCGGAUCGCAUCGUUUAUCCCGUACACCUCGAGUGACCUGAACCGCCCAACGUGUCUCAGCUGUGGCAUCUCCGAUGCGAUUCACAUGCUUAAUGAGCAGACACGCCACCACGGACCAGCAAGUUCGGUCAUACUGGUGAUCGCACCCGGUAUGGAUAUCGAGCAUGAGUCGUUGGCACGAUCGGCGCGUGCUUCCAAGAUCCGCAUCGCUACCAUCAACUACCCGAUCGUGGAACCACGCCGACCCCUGGAUGCGCUGGCACACGAGACGGGUGGCAGUGCCUACUCGGUGUUCGAGUGUCGCGACAACUCGGAAAAGUCUCUGGUAAGCACCUACUUCGAGAUGUCGAGCGCACUGUACAACAUCGGCAAGCAGUACUACGAGGGUAAUCGAAACGAGUUCCCGGUUGAGAUCUUCCGGCGGGUACUGGUCGACUCGGUGGGCGAGACGAACUCCCAGCGAAGCAGCCGUACGGUCACCGGAAACUUCAUGCUCGAUCCCUUCAUGGGUCCACCGGCCGAAUUCUUCAUCUACGUGCACAACUCCGAGAAUCCGCUCGUCUCCAACGUGCGUCUCACCAACCCCAAUGGCAUCGUAUACGCAUCGAUGAGCGAUGCGCGGGCCUCGGUCCGGCAGCUAUCCCUGCUGGCCACCAUCAACGAGACCGGCAUCUGGAACUACUCGAUCGAGCGCUUCCAGGGUAAUCCUCAGCCCCACUACGUGCAGGUGAUCGCAACACCACGCUCGAAGUAUGCUCCGGUCAUAACGGCACGCGCCUGGGUUCACCGAGGAAAGGCCGGAGGUCCGAUGGUGGUGUUUGCCGAGGUCAAGAAGGGUGACCUGCCAGUAGUGUCGGCGCAGGUGGAGGUGGCGGUUACGAAGCUGGAGCGCAUCUGUGAGCGUUUCCGAGAGCCUGCAGCGGCGGCCCAGGGAAGCGAGCGGUUUGUCUUGCUGGACACAGGUGCUGGAGAUCCGGACAUUACGAAGGGGGAUGGUGUGUACUCGCGGUAUUUCAACGCGGACGAAUUCGGUGGCCCGGGAACCUACCAGCUGGAGGUGACGGUCAGCGAUCGAGGAAACACGGCCUAUACUCUAGCGGAUGGUGCUAGUUACACCACAUCGUCCAGUGUUCAGCCGGGACGUUGCUGUGGUAGUUCCGUGCCCAUCCCGCAAAAGCAAUCGCUGGACUCGUUCGAACGCAUCCUUCCUCCGAUGACGGUGUUCGUCAGCCAGGCGGAUCUCGUCAAUGCGGCUAAGGUUCCCGUCGGUCGCAUCAGCGAUCUCAGUGCGGACGUCGAAGGCAUGAAGGUACGGCUCAGCUGGACCUCACCCGACAUGGGCGGCAAGAACGUGGCCCGGUACGAGGUGAAGUACGCCACCACGAUCAAGGACAUCGUGGACAACUUCGAUACGGCGGCCGUCCUGUGGCAUCACGACACUCCGUUUACUUUCUCGAUCGGAGAAGGAAGUGAGUUUACGAUGAACAUCACCCACGAGCCGCAUCUGUUCGGCCAGAUUCUCUACUUCGCGGUACGCCCCUACGCUACCCUCACGAAGGACGCUGAGCCGGGUCCGAUCUCCAACUAUGUGCGUGCGUUUGUAACGAAACCUAAACCAACGACCCUUUACCCACCGUCGAGCACCGGGGGUACGGAGAGUUACGAUUCGAUCUGGUCGUCGUAUGAUGGCAUAGCGAAGAAUGGCGAUGACAGUAUGGAUAUCAUUCCGAGGAUCGCUAAAACGAUGGAUCUCGGGCCAGAGUUGAUUCUCCCCAUUAUUGCCGGUAUCAUUCUGUUGCUAGCACUUAUCCUUAUCUACUGUUGGUUCUGUGUGGUGAAGAAACGGCACGACACACACGACGACGAGCAGAAGAAACCCAUCAAGUCGUUCAAGAGCGACACCAAACUAACGUCAAGCCAUAGUGUGAUCGUAACGGCCGCCACCAACGGAGGAGCGGGUAAUGGUUCGUCACCGUCGUCUAAUUCUACCACGUCGUCUUCCUCCUCGCCGAACCACCACGGACACCAACCAGGUCAGACGACACUGCCUCAGUCGAACUCCUACGAUCUCGGACACCUUGGCGAUCAUCAGACGGUUGGCAUUCCGACCAUCUACAACAUCGACGACGAUGUUCUGCUGGCCAAGAAGCGUUACAGUGCCGUCAUAAACAUGGGUCCACCGACGCACCCAAUGGAACAGCAGCUGAUCGAGGAACUGAAGCAACAGCAACACAUCAUCGACACGCAAUCGUUCAUCCUACCGAACCACCAUGGCUCGGGGGGGAUCCCCGGGGUGGUCAAUGGGAAUGGCAACAGUCAGAAUAAUAACAAUUGCAGUGUCAGCAUCAUCUCAACCACUUCCAACAACACCACGCUGACGCGAACGUACAACCCGAAUGCGGCACCCGGCACGAUCAUGGUUGGAGGUCGCACCCUCAGCCCGUACGAGUCCUGGUCUGCGUCACAACUCCUCCAGGAGCACGAACAACAUCAGCAGCAGCAUCAACACGCUCCCCGCCGCCAUAGUCCACCCCUGAUCGACGAUCUCAUCGACAACAAUGUGGUUCAGCAGCCAUCGUUCUACGGUCAGCAACAGCAACAGCCGCUGAUCGGUGGCGGUCAACCGCUGCACCCCCAGCACAUGCUCGGUCAGUCCGGUCAGCCCGACCAGAUGUCGCUGCUCAACAACAACCACCUGAACGAGAACGGUUCGCCACCGGUGCCACCACUUCCGAUCUACACGACCAGCCCGAGCGGAGGCGUCCCCGUCGGUAACACGACCUCGUACGUGUACGGCCAAAGCCACCACGGAUCGUCGGUCAGCUCGGUCAACAGUGGGCUCGGAGGCUCGCUGCAAAACGGUGGGGCCACCAUCGGCAAUACCGACACAAAGAAGCGACGCAAUGUGACGAUGGUCUAA